This is a messenger RNA of Mytilus californianus (California mussel), 1319 nucleotides long. RefSeq lists its product as uncharacterized. Gene Ontology annotation, cellular component: mitochondrial inner membrane. Gene Ontology annotation, biological process: pyruvate import into mitochondria. The record is from RefSeq and is a predicted model, not a curated record. Gene Ontology annotation, molecular function: pyruvate transmembrane transporter activity. Bases 71 to 439 code for a protein of 122 amino acids. The transcript is spliced from 5 exons. Lineage: Eukaryota; Metazoa; Mollusca; Bivalvia; Mytilida; Mytilidae.
UUGCAAAGAACAGUUGUCUCCCCUGUAACAAGCCCACCUUCGACGUCGAAGGGCAGAAGUUCUCAUAAAUAUGAGUGCAAUUUACAGGGGAAUUGUAUCAGUAGCAGACAAAUUUGUCCCAGCCAAACUUGCCCCAUUUUGGAAUCAUCCAGCUGGUCCCAAGACUAUAUUUUUCUGGGCUCCGUCUUUUAAAUGGGGUUUAGUUAUUGCUGGCAUUGCAGACAUUGCCCGCCCUGCUGAGAAACUUAGUGCGCCACAGUCAACAGCCUUAGCAGCAACAGGUAUCAUAUGGGCCCGUUACUCAACGGUUGUUAUACCUAAGAACUGGAAUCUCUUCACAGUAAAUAUAUUUGUAGGGGCCACAGGCCUCUAUCAGAUAUCUAGAAUCGUCAACCAUAGAAGAUCAUUAGCAGCACAAGCAGCAGAAGUAGAAAAAUGAUGAACUGAAGAUGUAAUAGCAAAUGUGAUUUUCUGACUGUGUUUGUGUGAUAGAGAGAAUAAUAUUUUUACUGGGUUAUUUCCCUUGGCAAAGUGUAACAAGUGAUCUCCCUUGUCAAUGUCACCAUGUCUUUACUUCAACUUGUUCAGAAACGAGAGGAAAGAUGAUCCUAACUGAGUUAUUUCCCUUAGUAAAGUGUAAAUGAAUUAUCUCCCUUGUCAAAUCUCUGAAAUCAAUUUUAUCUUCAAUUGAAAGCAAGGUUUUCUUUAAAAAAAAAUCCCUGCUUUGAUGUAACUUCUCACUCUUUUACAACUCAUUAUUUUUAAACUUGCAAAUCAAAAAUUCACAUAAUUAGAUUUUAAAUCUUGUUUUUAUUUCUACAUUUAAGAGUAAAGCUGUACAUUGAAGAAAUAUUUUAAGUUUAUAUGAAGGUUUAUUUGGAUGUUAUGUUUGCGUUUGUGUGCAUGGUUUUUAUGUUUCAACACCGGUAAUUUCCAAUUCACCAGAUAUUGCUGUUUACACAUGUCAUAAAGCCUUUAAUUUUAUUUGGGUUUACUGUUUCAUCAACGGACAUAGCACAGGAUUUCAGUUUAUUGUACUAGAUACUAGUGUGGUGUACUGUGAAUUGUGACAUCAUCUCCUUUAUAAUUCUGCCAUCAUAUGAAAUUCUAUGAAAUUCUAUCACAUUACAAACUUAAUGAUCCAUUUAGUGUAAUUAAUUUAUCUCCUGUUGACAGCAAUAUAUGGUGUAUAAAGAUAUUUUUAGACUAAGCAAGCUCAGAGUUUCAUAUCAGCAGAACUGUUAAAUACAUUAUGUUAUAUAUUAAUCAGUUUUUUUAUUGUAUAGUUAAAUACUAAAUAAAAAAGACAAGUUUUCUUA